Erythranthe guttata (spotted monkey flower) is the source of this 1500-nucleotide messenger RNA. Lineage: Eukaryota; Viridiplantae; Streptophyta; Magnoliopsida; Lamiales; Phrymaceae. The record is from RefSeq and is a predicted model, not a curated record.
AUGCUGGGUUUUACUGCUUUCACGUUUCUCAAGGAGAAGCUAACCCAAUCACCGAUUAUGAUUACUCCCAAUUGGGAGAAACCAUUCGAGAUCAUGUGCGAUGCGAGCGACUAUGCUGUAGGUGCAGUAUUGGGACAAAUGAGGGACAAAAUCUUCAAAGCCAUUUACUAUUCGAGUCGUACACUUGACGAGGCACGGAAGAAUUAUUCAACGACCGAAAAGGAAAUGCUUGCUGUCGUUUAUGCCGUUGACAAGUUCAUACCCUAUUCGAUACUUGUUCGCAAAGAAGGACGCCAAGCCCAGACUCAUCAGAUGGGUACUCCUACUCCAGGAGUUCGACCUGGAAUCAGAGACAAAAAGGGGAGCGAGAAUGUGGUAGCAGAUCAUCUUUCCAGACUCAUACUAGAAGAAGUUCCAGCCGAAGGAAAUAUUCAGGAAUCCUUCCCAGACGAGCAACUGCUCGCCAUUAGUACUCACACUCCGUGGUAUGCUGAUGUGGCCAACUUCUUGGCCAGUGGAAUCAUUCCUGACGAUCUAUCUUAUCACCAAAAGAAAAAAUUCCUUCACGACAGUCGUUUCUAUCUAUGGGACGAGCCGUUGCUUUUCAGAACCGGCCCCGAUCGUGUCAUCCGAAGAUGUGUUCCGGAAACAGAAGUACGUGAGAUUCUCACACAUUGCCACUCUUCACCUUGUGGCGGGCAUCACGGGGAAUCUCGCACAGCAGCCAAGGUUCUGCAGUCAGGCUUCUUUUGGCCUACCCUUUUCCGAGAUAGUAACGAGUUCGUGAAACGGUGUGAUCGAUGCCAACGAACAGGGAACCUAUCCAACAAAAGCCAAAUGCCUUUGAACAACAUGCAAGAGGUGGAGCUUUUCGAUGUUUGGGGCGUUGACUUCAUGGGACCAUUCCCUUCUUCGAACGGGAAGUUAUACAUUCUGCUUGCCGUGGACUACGUGUCCAAAUGGGUCGAAGCAAUUGCCACCACUGCCAACGAUGCUCUUGGGGAUCCGACACAAAUAGCGCUUGCCUAUCAUCCGCAAACAAAUGGCCUUGCUGAGUUGUCAAACCGAGAAAUCAAACAGAUUCUGGAGAAGACCGUGAGCACGAACCGAAAAGAUUGGGCGUUGAAGCUCGAUGAUGCACUUUGGGCCUAUCGAACCGCAUUCAAGACACCGAUUGGGAUGUCUCCGUACAAACUCGUGUAUGGGAAAGCGUGCCACCUGCCAGUGGAAUUGGAGCACCGAGCAUAUUGGGCAGUCAAAAAGCUCAAUUUUGGUCAAACAGCCACCGGUGAUCGUCGAUUGCUUCAACUCAACGAAAUGGAGGAGUUCAGAAACGAUGCUUACGAAAAUGCCAAGAUUUACAAAGAAAAGACGAAAAAGUGGCAUGACAAAAGGAUUGCAAAGCGAGAGUUCCGGGCAGAUUACAAGACCCAGAUCGCGAUCCAGAAAGCCGGAUCACGAUCUGGGGGGUCCUACAGAGAAGAAAUUGAGGAGGGUUAG